UCGAGGAAACGAUGAGCGUUGGUUUAUCGGUAGGGACAGGAAAACCACGCUGUCUCACUGGGUUUGUUCCAGGCCACUGACCCAAUAAAAAGCCUUCGUCUCCUGCGGUUCGGACUGCCUGACAGAUCAAACCUCCCAGUGCCGUGGUGUUUUCAUUCCCCCCAGAGUCAAGGACAUAAUGUGACACUCCCUGAUCCCUGACUGACUGACUGACUUCCAUCGAGGCCACCAUGCAGGAGUGCCACACCGCACUCUGUCUGUCUGUCUACAUCAUUACCUUUGUGCUGGGCUUCCCAGCCAAUGUUCUCGCCUUCUACACUUUCUGCAAGAAAGUGAGGCAGAAACCCACACCCAUUGACAUCCUGCUCCUCAACCUGACCAUCUCCGACCUCCUCUUCCUCCUCUUCCUGCCCUUCAAGAUGCAGGAAGUGAUGAACAACAUGCUCUGGGACAUGCCCUACCCCCUCUGCCCGCUGUCUGGCUUCAUCUUCUACAUGACCAUCUACAACAGCACUUUUUUCCUCACCGCAGUCAGUGUAGAGCGCUAUCUCGGUGUGGCUUUCCCCAUACAGCACACCCUGAAGCGGCGACCUGUGUAUGCUGUCGCCGCCAGCGUCUUCUUCUGGAUUUUCUCCUUCCUCCACCUGAGCAUCGUGUUCAUCGUGCCCUUUAUCGGCUCUGGAAACUCUCCAAACGCCACCUCAGGCCAAAAUGACUCAGCUAGCUCUGCCAGUGGUGACAACAGGAAUGAAGUGUGUUAUGAGAAUUUCACAGAGGCUCAGCUGAGGGUCCUCCUGCCUGUGCGUCUGGAGCUCUGCGUGGUACUUUUCUGCAUCCCUUUUCUGAUAAGUAGUUUCUGCUACAUCAACUUCAUCAGGAUUCUGUCCAAGCUGCAGCACAUUGACCGGCGCCGGCGGCUGCGGGCCAUUGGCAUGGCUUUAGGAACACUGCUGGUGUUCGCUUUAUGUUUUGGCCCCUAUAACGUCUCUCACAUUGUCGGUUAUAUUACAUGGAAAAGUCCUGACUGGAGAGACAAAGCUCUGCUGUGCAGCACCUUUAAUGCUUGUCUAGACCCUCUCAUUUUCUACUUUUCCUCCUCUGCUGUGAGAAAGACUGUGGGUAGUGUAAUGGAAGGAGUUAAGAGACGUAUAAACAGGUGCAUGUCCUGUCACAUGCUCUGGGCCUUGUGGGGGGGGCUUAACAAGACUGCGAAAGAUAAGGAACACAAACAAGAGGAGAUCAAUGCUAUCUAG
Plectropomus leopardus (leopard coralgrouper) is the source of this 1253-nucleotide messenger RNA. Its product is annotated as free fatty acid receptor 2-like. NCBI's taxonomy places the organism in Eukaryota, Metazoa, Chordata, Actinopteri, Perciformes, Serranidae. The record is from RefSeq and is a predicted model, not a curated record. Gene Ontology annotation, molecular function: G protein-coupled receptor activity. Gene Ontology annotation, biological process: cellular response to fatty acid; G protein-coupled receptor signaling pathway. Gene Ontology annotation, cellular component: plasma membrane.